AUGCAUUUUGUGCAUGCCAUGCUAGUUAGUUUAAAAGAACACGUAUAACAGUGAGGUAGAAUUCAUGCUGGGUUCUGUUUUGUUGUUGUAAAUUUUGAAGUGGUGCUAAUACAUCGCUGCAUGCGUGUCUUUUUGAUCUGUCUGUCGCUGGAGAACCGCGGAUGGUACAAAAAAAAAGUGACAGAAACGCGCGCAUCAUCGGAUCUUAAUUUUUUUUACUGACAGCACUAGUGACUCGCGAAGGAAGAACAUUAUCCCAACUCAGCUCCUUUACAAUAUUUGGUCAAUGGAAAGGCUCCUGUAAAGUAAUUCAGCUAUUGUGUGUUUUGCCCAAAGGGAUUUCACAUUGACGGUAUUCGACCUCGAAACGAUAGUGAAUAUGAAGAAAUACAGUUCCAGCUACUAAACUGAUCCGGAGUUAAAAGGUUCGAUCUAGUGGCAGAACAAUUUCCGAUCGAACUAUACUUUUAUCGAUUGUUCUGCGAUGAGGAAUUUGGUUCCGGAUUUGAUCAUUUGCUUUAUAGUAAUAUUGACUAUUACAAUAGUACAACUGGUUUCGAGUAUACUGCAUCAGAGUCUAGGAGAAGGACCGGCUGUGCCUUCACUGACUGAGGUAGCUGCCAGUCGGCAGGAUGAGUUGACGCUAUCCCAGUUGAUUGAUCGAAGGUCGAAGGAAUAUUCCUGGGUAAUCCGAUUAUCGAUCAACACCUUCGGUUACCUGUGCGUGUUAAUUCCCGGAGUGUUGAUAUACAAGUAUACCCGGAAAAUCAAAUACUUGGAACGUUCUGAUAAGUCUCUGCUAUCGAAUGCUGUGCGUUUCUGCUUUGGAGGUUCUUCCGACGGAGAGCGAGGAAUCGAUGGAAGAAAUGCAGAUAAAGGAGCUGGUACGAAGAGGUCGUCGGUGCAGGAAUGCAUUCUUCUUUUCUACUGUCUCUUUGGAUUGAUGGGAUCGUACCUGACGUGGGGAGUACUUCAAGAGAAAAUUAUGACCCAGGAGUACGUGAAUGCAGAUAAGAAAAAAGUUCACUUCAAGGAUUCGCAGUUUCUUGUCUUCACUAAUCGAGUGCUGGGAUUCAUGAUCACUGCCGUUUAUUUGACAGUGAAGCGGCAAUUGAGGCAACGAGCUCCUCUGUAUAAAUUUUCGUAUGCCUCUUUUUCGAAUAUCAUGAGUGCAUGGUUUCAGUAUGAAGCACUGAAAUUUGUGAGCUUCCCCACACAAGUCCUGGCAAAAUCAUGCAAAAUUAUACCAGUUAUGAUGAUGGGCAAAAUUAUCUCGCGCAACAAAUACGAGUUCUACGAAUACAUAACAGCGAUUAUGAUUUCGGUUGGAAUGAUCUUCUUUCUGACUGGGUCAACGGACGAAUCUAAAACAACGGCAAUGACGACUCUAACCGGUGUUUUGCUUCUGACAUUUUACAUGAUAUUCGACAGUUUCACCUCCAACUGGCAAGGCGAGCUAUUCAAAACGUACUCCAUGUCCUCUAUUCAGAUGAUGUGCGGUGUCAAUCUCUUCAGCACCCUUUUCACAGCUGCUUCGUUGUUUAUGCAAGGUGGUUUCUACAGUUCGUUGCAGUUUGCAGCCGAACACCCGAAAUUCGUUCUGGAUUGCAUUGUGCUGUCAAUUUCCUCCGCUAUUGGUCAGCUUUUCAUUUUCUACACCAUCGCCACUUUCGGAGCAGUGGUGUUCACCAUCAUCAUGACCCUAAGGCAAGCCAUUGCCAUUCUUCUAUCGUGCUGGAUCUACAAGCAUAGUAUCUCAUUCCUGGGUGUCGUUGGAGUGGUAAUCGUGUUUCUUGCAAUUUUCUUAAGGGUAUACUGCAACCAACGACUGAAAGCUAUCAAACGGAGACACGCUUCCGCUGAUGCUGUUGCCGGAAAGCCUCGCUUGAACGUUUAAAAUACCAAAAAAGAAACAUAAGGAGAAUGAAAUGGUUUGUACUUUGUACUUUUUAUUUUAAUAGUGACGAUAAAAGCACAAAAAGUGAUCUUACAGUGGAUAUAAGACUUAAAUAAAGAAAAUGCAGGACAGUGAUUAGUUAGUGCGUUGAACAAAACGGCUUGUACUAAUUUAGUGCGUGUUCCUUUUGUUGCAAAUUGACGAAAUCCGUAGAUUCGCUAUGCAAUUGAAUGUUGUUGCUUCAUCCGAAUUUUUAGUAAGCGAAUGAGAACAGAAGAUUAAGUAUUUAAAAAAAACUAA
Ochlerotatus camptorhynchus is the source of this 2197-nucleotide messenger RNA. RefSeq names its product slalom (gene sll). Lineage: Eukaryota; Metazoa; Arthropoda; Insecta; Diptera; Culicidae. Gene Ontology annotation, biological process: transmembrane transport. Bases 485 to 1897 code for a protein of 470 amino acids. Gene Ontology annotation, molecular function: 3'-phosphoadenosine 5'-phosphosulfate transmembrane transporter activity. The transcript has 3 exons. Gene Ontology annotation, cellular component: endoplasmic reticulum membrane; Golgi membrane. The record is from RefSeq and is a predicted model, not a curated record.